AUCGCUUGGGUAGGUUUCCAGGGAAGGCAGAGAGCAGGAUCCCCUACUUCGCGCGCGGCGCGAGGCGUCUGGCUCUUCGCGGCGGCUGCGAGGGCAGAAGGAGCGCGGGGACUGGGGGGAAUCGAGGAGUGAGGAAAAAGGGAAGGGGCGGGGGAGAGGGACUAGGGAAGGCGUCGGGGGGAAUCUCGCGAGGGUUGGAGUUUUGGCGAGAGUUUGUGGAAGAUGGCGCCUGUUGUGACAGGUCAUUGAAAUUAUGAGACUAUCAUUCAAAUGGAAGCAUUAUAGUUCUUCGGAACCAUUAUGAUCUCAACAGGAAAGGAGAAUGAUACAGAUACUGGCUGAGGUGUUUUGAGGUGCAUCGAAGUGUUCCAAGCUGUGACUUACCUUAACAUGUUCUUGAAGUACCAUGGCGUGGAUUAAAAGAAAAUUUGGUGAGCGACCUCCACCUAAACGGCUCACUAGGGAAGCUAUGCGGAAUUAUUUAAAAGAGCGAGGGGAUCAAACAGUACUUAUUCUUCAUGCAAAAGUUGCUCAGAAGUCAUAUGGAAAUGAAAAAAGGUUUUUUUGCCCUCCUCCUUGUGUGUAUCUUAUGGGCAGUGGAUGGAAGAAAAAAAAAGAACAAAUGGAGCGUGAUGGUUGUUCCGAACAAGAGUCUCAACCAUGUGCAUUUAUUGGAAUAGGAAAUAGUGACCAAGAAAUGCAGCAGCUGAACUUGGAAGGAAAGAACUAUUGCACGGCCAAAACAUUGUACAUAUCUGAUUCCGACAAGAGAAAGCACUUCAUGUUGUCUGUGAAGAUGUUCUAUGGCAACAGUGAUGACAUCGGUGUGUUCCUCAGCAAGCGGAUAAAAGUCAUCUCCAAACCUUCCAAAAAGAAGCAGUCGUUGAAAAAUGCUGACUUAUGCAUUGCCUCUGGAACAAAGGUGGCUCUGUUUAAUCGACUUCGAUCCCAGACAGUUAGCACCAGGUACUUACAUGUCGAAGGAGGUAAUUUCCAUGCCAGUUCUCAGCAGUGGGGAGCAUUUUACAUUCAUCUCUUGGAUGAUGAUGAAUCAGAAGGAGAAGAAUUCACGGUUCGUGAUGGCUAUAUCCAUUAUGGACAAACGGUCAAACUUGUAUGUUCGGUUACUGGCAUGGCACUCCCGAGACUGAUAAUUAGGAAAGUUGAUAAGCAGACCGCAUUACUGGAUGCAGAUGAUCCUGUGUCACAACUCCAUAAAUGUGCAUUUUACCUUAAGGAUACAGAAAGAAUGUACUUGUGCCUUUCACAAGAAAGAAUAAUUCAGUUUCAGGCCACUCCAUGCCCAAAAGAACCAAAUAAAGAGAUGAUAAAUGAUGGAGCUUCCUGGACAAUCAUUAGUACGGAUAAGGCAGAGUAUACCUUUUAUGAGGGGAUGGGCCCUGUCCUUGCCCCUGUCACACCUGUGCCUGUCGUAGAAAGUCUUCAGUUGAAUGGCGGUGGGGACGUAGCAAUGCUUGAACUUACAGGACAGAAUUUCACUCCAAAUUUACGAGUGUGGUUUGGGGAUGUAGAAGCGGAAACUAUGUACAGAUGUGGAGAGAGUAUGCUCUGUGUUGUCCCAGACAUUUCUGCAUUCCGAGAAGGUUGGAGAUGGGUCCGGCAGCCAGUUCAGGUUCCAGUAACUUUGGUCCGAAAUGAUGGAAUCAUUUAUUCCACCAGCCUUACCUUUACCUACACACCAGAACCGGGGCCACGGCCACACUGCAGUGCAGCAGGAGCAAUCCUUCGAGCCAACUCAAGCCAAGUGCCCCCCAAUGAAUCAAACACAAACAGCGAGGGGAGCUACACAAAUGUCAGCACAAAUUCAACCAAUGUCACAUCUACAGCAACAGUGGUGUCCUAACUACCGUCUCACUGCUAGGACUUAAACUGACUUGAAUGCAGCAAAAUGUUGACAAAAAAAGAAAAAGUGAACAAUCUUUUGUGGUUUCUUGGGAAAACUUUUCAUACCAGGUGAUAUUAUUCAAAAACCCCAUUACCUGCAAGUGCUGAUUUGAAGUACAGAAGCCACAGUAAAACAAAACAAACAAACAAACAAACAUCAAAAUGUACAAACUAUUGGAAAUUGAUUUUUUUCAGCUGUUAUUUUCGGUUGGUUGGUUUUUGUUUGGUUUUGUUUAAAUGGGCAAGAAAUAGAGAUGUGGCUGGAAUAAAAGUUAAUCAAACUAGAAGACACAAAUCUAACAUAGUUUUUACGGACCAAGAAACUUGUAUAAGCUUUAGUAAAAGGUACAUUUUCACCAGGCCUUUUUUGUAUCACCGUAUAUAGUACACCUUUGUUAUCAAAUAAGUUGUUUUCUCCCUGCCUCUCUUCGAGCUUCUGCUCUUAAAUACUUUCAGGCUCCAAGCCAGACCAUGCUUGUUUAAUCUAAAUACCAUACUCUUCCAGGUUCUUUUGGUCUAAGGCUGGAACUGUUUUUAUUUUUUUUUUUUUUUUAAGCUGAAGUCUUAGGACUUUUCAUGAGUUGAAAUUUUUUUGAUUUCAGCAAGUCAAAUCUUGUAAAGGCCUGCAUAUUUUUUUUAAGAUUAUAUGAAGUCUGUGCAAAAGCUUUAAAAAAUGCCUCUGCCUUGCCUGCAAUACAUGCAGUAUGUACGUUAACUUAGUCUCUGUUCUCAGACACUUGGCAGUUCUUUUUUCUUCUUCUUUUUUUUUUUUUUUUUUUAUGUAUUUAUAGUGGCGAUCCAAUCAGUUCUAACAUUUACAUGGAAUUAAAUGUGGCCAUUUAGUCAUUAAUGAGUUAAUGGCACAGAACAUAUUGUUGUUUGAAGUGUUUGCUCCCUUUCCCCGUGCUUAAGUGUAUCUACAUGUUCCAGGAUUUGUUCAGGUUUUUUUCCCCCUCCUAAUCUUGUACAUAACUUGUAUUAUGUGUAAGUUAAACAUUUUUAUUUUUAACUUGUAAUGUUCCCAGUGAUUUCAUUCAGUAGGGUGUUUUCUGCCUUGUUGGCAUAUGACAAUAAGAUCAUAGAAGUAUUUGCUACCAAUUGGUAGAUGGUGCCCUUAUUGUAUAAUGAGGAAAAUCUCAGCAAAAGCAUGUUUUUGUUUACUUUUUUUUUUGGUAGCCUAGGCCAAGACAUCAUUAUAACUUUAAAACAAGAUGCUCUUAUUAGAUGGUCAACUAAAAUAGCUGGAAGACAGUACUUUAGAAACAGAUAGUUGUGAGAUUAUAAAAAUGCAAAUGUAACUAACUUAUCUUUUCAUUUCCCUGCCCCCCUUUUUUUGUCUUCUCUUCCCCAUUAUUGAGUGUCUCCAUAAAUGUCUGCUACUCAGAAAACAUUUGUUUUCAUUCAGUUAGAUUUGGUUGCAUUCAGGGUUGUGUGUGGGUCUUGCAUGCUAAGCUCACGAGUUUUACGUCGCCUCCAUUCCUGCACUUUGGUUAUGCCUUUCUUUGUUCAGUUUCUUAGAAAUUACAGCAGAUUCCUUGAGCUACAUUUAGUACAAGAACCACAUGUGUAAUGUUACAGGACACAGUGGAGUAACAGUCGUCCUUCUCAGAGUAAAAACUACCUCUAGAUCGUGGUAAGCUUUUACUGUCCCAUAAAACAGGAGCCACAAGUACCUUACGAAUGCAAAAGUUUCCCGUCCUGCGGUGUUUCCAUACAGAACAUUGUCUGUCUUGUGUCCCGUGCUAUUUUGAAAGUUUCCAUUGGUGGACUUUUAAACAUCAUCAUUGGUAGCAUUUUUUUUUCAGCUUUGCUAUCUCAUCACUCAUUUUUUUGCUCAGACUAUACCAUUGUAAAUACACUUCCUAACAUCUUUAAAUCACUUUUUCCUCAGUUUCCAAGGGGAAAGUCAUUUGUAAAACUAACACGUUUGUGGUUAAAUUGAAGUUAUUGUGGUUUUCUCUUACUGCAAGCCUUUUUAAUUACUCGCAGGCUGCACUAUACUGUACAGAGCCUUCUCUCUCCAAAUCUGCUCCAGUCACUAGCUUCUCUGGUAAGCUAAUCCUGCCUCACACUUAACCUGUUUCAGUGAUCUAGGGCAGAAUUCAUUGUGGCCUUAUCUUUUCUUUGUUUCAACUGUUUACUGGCUUUUUCUUACAAACUUGCUUACUUCUGAGUAGUAUUUAUUCUCCUCUCUGUUGAGUCGUGCAAGCAGCCUUUACACAGUGCUUUUUGUUCAGUGUGGAAAUGUUUUCAGUGCUGCUGUAUUUUUAAUGGGCCACAAGUUUCCUCCACUUCCGAGGCUUGGUAUUUAGUUACAAAAUUAUAUUAAAUUAAUUGAUAACAGAUGAGAUGCUUUCGAGGAACAAACUAUUCUUCACCCAGUUUUGCAGCACAAAAUAAUUUUUCAAGUUUAUGGCUUUGUUAAAAUGAACUUUUGCUUUUUUACUGUUUAAAUAUAUCGUAUUUGGGCUCUUUAUUUCUUUUAGUAAUUGAGAUAUUAGACUAUAAACUCUUUUCCUGUUUGUUUUUCUGAAAAGUCCAAGAAUGUACUUAUAUAGGCAUUUUCUCCAGCUAUUUUUUGCCAUCUGCGUACCACAAACUAAAGACUGAAAUGCUGUCUGUUGUCACUUAUUGUUUUAUCAGUUUUGUCAGCUGCUUUAAAAAAAAAUCUUUUUCAUGAAUCUAUAAGUCAUCUUCAGCCUAUAAUUUAUAGGAGCCUUGUCCUCCGGUUAUAGUAGAGGACAGCCCUCCCCCAGUGGGAGUGUUUUUUAGAGAUGCUGGUCAUUUUCCCUCCUAAACUCUCUUAGAAUGAUAACUAUUUCAGUUCAAGUACAGUGCAUUUGAGGUGUUUUUUCUUUUUUUAAGUUCUGUUUUAGAAAUAUAUCUUAAUGCUCUAAAGAUUCUAUGCAAUUUCUAAAAAUAUGCAUAGAAGCUGAGUCUGUGAUGAUUUUUAGUUGCAUUGAAUGCAUUGAAUUGGUCACAUAGAUUGGAAAGGCAAGCUAAAGGCUUUAAAUGUAAAAUGCCCUUUUUACUUUGAAUGGCUUCAGAAUUGAACACUAGUAUAAUAUUUAACCUGCUGCUGACUUUUCUUAAACUGUGGCAACUUAAAGGCAUCCUCAUAUAUAUAUAUUGAUUAGUGAAAUGUUUGUCACUCUUACUGCACAGACUUAUUUACAAUCGUAAGUGGUUAGUUUUUUGGGGUUUUUUUUUUUCUUUCUGUUUUUCUAGGGAAACUGGUACCAUCUGUGCCCUCACAAAUUUUCCAAUGCAGUUUUUUAGAACUAAACUAAGUAGUCCUGUUUAACCAGAUAAUCCUUGGGGUGGGGGUGGAGUUCCGUUUUGAAACAAAAUGCUAUUCAAUUAUUAACCAAGUUACUUACUUUUGAUUUCAAAAGCAGCUGUUUCUGAUGAGUACUGAACAAAUGUGUGUAAUUUUCUGUGCCAGACUUUUGACUUUGUUUUCAAGCACUGUAAUGUGGGAUGGAUGGUUAGAAACGAUAAUAUAUUAGGGUUUCUAUUUAACCCUUUCAGGACUGAACUGUAUCUCCUUUUGUUAAUUUUUCCCUGUGUUGUGAUAAAUGUUUGCCAACAUUCAGUACUGUGUUGGUCCAGAUGUAGGUUAAUAUGCUCAUUUUUAGCUUAUUUCUUGUACCUUGCAGCAUGCUCUACACAUUCAGUCCUUAAGGGGUUUAUUUUACAGACUGUGCGCCUGUAAGGUUUGUUAGCAAUAAGAUAGAAAAUUGAGCAAGUUUAUACCAUAUUUUGUAGAAAAAAAUGAAUCUGCUCAGUUCCAUAUUUCAUCCGUGAGAAACCUGCAGUAGGGGCAGUUUCAAGGAAUAAAUAAAAAGGAAAUGCAAACCAUU
Molecule: messenger RNA, 5768 nt
Organism: Pteropus alecto (black flying fox)
Lineage: Eukaryota; Metazoa; Chordata; Mammalia; Chiroptera; Pteropodidae
Gene: RBPJ
Product: recombination signal binding protein for immunoglobulin kappa J region
Exons: 12
Coding region: 407-1864 (485 amino acids)
Biological process (GO): Notch signaling pathway; regulation of transcription by RNA polymerase II
Cellular component (GO): nucleus; MAML1-RBP-Jkappa- ICN1 complex
Molecular function (GO): DNA-binding transcription activator activity, RNA polymerase II-specific; RNA polymerase II cis-regulatory region sequence-specific DNA binding
Source: RefSeq, a predicted model, not a curated record